UAAUGUUUUGUUAGGCCCCACACUGCUUGACGCUCCCAACCUUCCAUCCCAAAGUCGUCACGCUAUUCACUACACAGUUAUUUACAUUUAUGUCAGUUUAUUAAAUCUAAUCAUAUAUCUUAAAGAAUAAAUAUAACAGUAUUAUCUCAAACACGUCCAACCAACAAUUUCAAAACCCUACUCCUCUCCGCACGGCAAUGUCGUCGCCCGCGGCGGUGCAUCUACGAUCUCCGAUCAACUCCUCCUCCGACGCGCCGCCGCAUUCUCCGUUCCUCCACUUCAAUGCCGACUGCCUGAACUCUUCUUCCGCCGCCGCCGCCGCCUCCGCCGCGCGCGCCAGGUCCAGGCCGAGGCUCGCGAAGCUCAGGAAGCAGUCCGCGUCGCAGCAAGCCAGGUCCCGCGGCAGAACGUCCACCGCCGUCGACGACGGCGUCGUCGGCUCCGGCUUCAAUCCGUUUCGCUCCGAUCAGGUAACCGGAAAUGUUAGUGGAGUGGAUAGUGGUUCCGAUCGUAACGAUGUUUUUGUGUUUGGCGCUGGGAAGGGCGAUUCUGGUUCUGCUAGGGAUUUGAAUUCCGAGCAGGGACCGAGACCGAGUGAAAAAGAGAAGGAGUUUAGGAAGAGUGGUGGCGUGGAAUUUGUGUUUAGUGCUAAACGGAGUGAUGCGGAAUUGAAAAGGAACGGUGGGAAUGUUACAGAGACGGUUUCUGGUGAGGAAAGGAAGGUGAUGUCAAAUUCGGAGGUGGAGUUGAAUAGUAGUAGGGUUUUUGUUUUUAGUGCUUGUAGAAACAAUUUGGAUUCUGGUUCAAGUACUGAAAAGGGAAAGUCUAGUGUGGGUGUGGGGAAUUUGGGUGGGGAGAGGGAGGCUGAAUUUGAGUUUGGAAAGCAUGAUUGUUUUGGUGGCAGCCGUAGUGAUAGAGAGCCAAGUGGUAAUGUGGAGAAGCCGGAGCCUGUUGGUUGUGUGCGGAAUUCGGAUCAUGGAAUGGGUGCUUUUAGUGUCAAGAUGGGAAUGAAUGGUAAUUGUGAAACAGGUGCUGAUCGGAUUGGGCAUUUGGGUACUGGUGAUAAGUGUAAGAGUCGAUAUGGGAGUAAUAAUGGUAUUUCUGCUACUUAUAGUGACAUUCCAGCAUGUAGUUUAUCGGAUGAAAUGGAGAAACUGAACAUCAAACAUUCCGAGGGUGCUGAUGGCACUAGAAAUUCAACGAAUUUGCAUGCAAAUGGUUGCGCUGGUUUUGUGUUUGGAGGAAGUGGCAAGGUUUUUGGCCAUUCUAGUGUUAGUUCAGGAGCUGGUGUUGAUGGUCAGCAGUCUUGUGCUCAUGCUGCUUUUGAGAAUAUUGGUGGGCAAUUUGUGAAAGCAGGUGGAUUAAAUGGUGUUCAAAAUGGGACCUCUUGUGGUAUUGCCUGUGGUUCUGAAGGAAUACAUUGCUCUAAGCCAUCCACUAGUCAGGAAGGUGUCAGAGAUGUCCAGUGUGGCAAAAUUCCAGAAUGUAAUGUGUCUGAAGAUUCGAAAGUGAAUGCAGCUGCAUCAUCAUUUUCUUUCUCAUCAGUUGGUCAUGACUCCCAUCCAAAUCAUUAUGCUUCCAUGGGCCAUUCCUCGAGUGCAGAUAAAGAUAAGGGUGAUAAUUGUUUUGCAAGUACUCCAGAGCCUUCCAAAGAGUCAUUUGCGGACUUCAAACCCCCAACAUGGGAUCCUUCUUGUUUCAAAGACAACUUAUUUCCUAAGUUAAAUAAAAGAAUUGAGUCCACACAAAAGGGCCGAUCUUGUAAAGAAAAAGGAUCAAAAUGUAUGAGGCGAAAAUUGAAGCCGCAUUCCUUAAACAAGAAACAGACAGGGCUAGAUCAUUUGUCAAAGGAAAAUGGUUCACUCAAAUCCCCCGAUUCUGCUGUUCACUCACCCAUGGAUUUUUCACCCUAUCAGGAAACAACAGCAAGUGAUCAAGAUGCAAAAGCUUCAGAAGAAUUAAAUGAUCUGCAAUCAACAAUUCCUACCAAUUACAAAGAUGAAAACUUGCCUGCUGUGGGGAGAGAAGAUAUCAGUACAACUGAUCGAAGGUUUGGAGAUCCUGACAAUAAUGAGUUAUUGUCACGUAAUAGAAGUUCUUCUGUGGAUGAUUUUCAUUCUUCUGGUCCUGAAGUAUGGCCUAAUUUGAAAGGCAAUCAAUUCUGCUGUAGCAGUGUAGCAGGUGCUUCAGAAGAUGCUGGGGUUGACUUCACCUCAAACUCUGAAAAGCAAAAGGAUGAUAUAUUUCGUUUUGUUCAUGGUGUGAAUGAUUCAAAGGGGAAAGAUUUUGCAUUUUCUGCAGCAUCAUCAACUGUUGAGCGUACUCCAUCAUUAUUAAAGCGUAAACAGAAGAAAUUUAGGAGGAAAAUAGGGUGCAACUCUUUUGUCAUCUCUCCUCCUGUGAAUGGAAAGUUUGUAUCUUCUGUACAAUUUUCACCACAUACCGCUGCCAACAUGUCAUCACAUUCUGAUGUGAGGGAUAAGUCUCAGAUAAAUCACCAAUUCAAGGAAGGGGAUGUUGCAUCAUCAGAUACAAUUCCAGCAGCCUGUGACAAGUGGAGACAAAGGGGGAACCAGGCCUAUAAAGAUGGGAAUCUUUCAAAAGCUGAGGACUUCUACACACAAGGAAUAGAUUCUGUCCCUUCAAGUGAAAGGUCAUGCUGUGUUAAGCCUCUUUUGCUGUGUUAUAGUAACCGUGCAGCAACACGGAUGAGUCUUGGAAAGAUUAGAGAAGCUCUAGAGGAUUGCAUGAUGGCUACUGCUCUGGACCCCACCUUUCUUAAAGCACAGAUGAGAACUGCUAAUUGUCACCUUUUGUUAGGGGAAGUAGAAAAUGCUCAGCAGUAUUUUAAUAAGUGCAUGGAAUCAGUUAGUGUUGUUUGUUUGGAUCGGAGGGUUAUAGUAGAAGCAGCUGAAGGUUUACAGAAGGCUCAGGAAGUGGUCAAGUGUAUAAAUAAUGCUUCUGGACUUUUAAAAGAGAGGACUUCUGAUGCAGCUGUUACUGCUUUAGAACUAGUUUCUAAGGCAUUGUCAAUAAGUUUAUACUCAGAAAAAUUACUGCAAAUGAAAGCAGAGGCUCUGUGUUUGCUACAAAAGUAUGAUGCAGCAAUUCAACUUUGUGAACAGAGUCAGCAUCUUGCAGAAAAGAAUUUUGUCUUGGCAAACAGUGCAGAAAAUUCCAAUAAUUCCUUAUGUGAUAGUUACUCAAGUGUAAAAUUUUGGAGGUUGUCAUUGAUAGCCAAGUGUUACUUUCAUUUGGGAAGGCUUGAAGCAUCACUUAAUAUUCUUGAGAAAUUACAGCACACCGUGUCUGUUGCUAACAAGAGUGUGAUUGAUAACAUUGAAGAUUUUCUGUCAUUGGCUUCUACAAUACGAGAACUUCUAGACCACAAGAGGGCAGGAAAUGAAAACUUUAAAUUGGGAAAGUACGCGGAUGCUGUAGAGAAUUACACUGCCGCUUUAUCAUGCAAUAUUAAAUCACGUCCUUUUGUAGCAAUAUGUUUCUGCAACCGUGCUGCAGCUCAUCAAGCUUUGGGCCAAAUUGCUGAUGCCAUUGCAGACUGCAGUGUGGCUAUUGCCCUUGAUGGAAAUUAUGCAAAGGCAAUUUCAAGAAGAGCCACCUUACAUGAGAUGGUUAGAGAUUAUGAACAAGCAGCUUGUGAUCUCAAGAGACUUAUAGCUGUUCUUGAAACUCAAUCCAAUGAAAGAGCUAAACAGUCUGACUCACCCAGUGGAUCAAAUGGGGUGAAAGAAUUGAGGCAAGCUCAUCAACGUCUACUCUCGGUGGAAGAUCAAGCCAAAAAGGGAACACCCUUGGAUAUUUACCUCAUUUUAGGCAUCAAAUCAGCUGAUACAGCAACAGAUAUCAAGAAGGCAUACCACAAGGCAGCUCUCAGACAUCAUCCAGACAAGGCUGGUCAGUUGUUGGCAAGAAGUGAAGUUGGAGAUGAAGGCCGAGUUUGGAAGGAAAUUUCACAGGAGGUUUACAAGGAUGCAGAUAGGCUUUUCAAAAUGAUUGGAGAAGCAUAUGCCAUGCUUUCAGACCCAGCCAAGCGUGCGGAGUAUGAUUUGGAAGAGGAGAUAAGGAAAGCUUCUAAGAACAGUAACAGAGGUGGCACAAGCAGGAGAUCUUCGGAUGUUUAUGGGUAUGGAAAACCAUCUGAUGGUUAUAAAUCUCCCUCUGACAGAACUUCUAACAGACGAUAUGGACGGGAUCAUUGGAAGACAUAUGGACAUUCAUAUUCUCGAUGGUAAGAGAUACAUGAGCAUCGAGGUUCCUUUGCUCUGUAAAAGUGACAUGGCUUCUCAUUCUUGAUGGACCCAAGUUUCAUGAUGGUAUGAAAAAGGAGGCUUAAAACUGCUUCUGCAGGUCAUUUCUCAAAUAAGAUUGUACGUAGAUUUUGCAAGCAAUAGUGAUGUAAUCCUUCAAGUAGCCAAGGACUAAAGGCCUGGGAAAUGAGGCAAGAACAGGCCCCACUAACAGUAAUAUAUAUGCUUCACCAACGUAAAUGGAAACAAGGAAUUGAUGAUAUACUUUACCUACCCAUAAUCACAUGCUUUUUACUGGAAGAGCUUUUCAGAAGGGAAAAGCAUUGUUCAUGCACAAAGUCCGGCAGACACAGACAAGAGAGUCAAUGCAGUUGUGCUUUCUAGCAUUCUCGAAUGUCACAGGUGCUGUUGUAGUUAUUAUGUAUCAGUAUCUGGAUUGAGAAUCUUGAUAGGAAGUGUUUCUGCCGAAGUAAAGUAAAAGGAAGCCCGUCAUAAAUACAGAAAAUAUAUUUUCUUAAUCGCCCCAAAUUACAUAUCCCUUGACAAAGUAGAAAACGGCCUCAACAAUUUUUCUCUUGGAUUCCAAAUGAGUGAACAGCUUAUAGAAUUCUAUGAAAUAUUGAUUCUUUAUAUCUAUUAGUGGGGUA
Cajanus cajan (pigeon pea) is the source of this 4915-nucleotide messenger RNA. RefSeq lists its product as uncharacterized. NCBI's taxonomy places the organism in Eukaryota, Viridiplantae, Streptophyta, Magnoliopsida, Fabales, Fabaceae. Gene Ontology annotation, molecular function: protein binding. The record is from RefSeq and is a predicted model, not a curated record.